CCCUGGUCCCGCCGACACCGCUGGGGUUACCGCUCGGCGACCAGUACCCGCCAUCACCACCCCCAGAGCCUUGACAGCGGAAACCAUUCCGCCCUCGCGCACGGCCCCGCCCAAAACGCUACUUCCGCUUCCUGGGCCCAGCCCCAAGCUCAUUGGAUCUGUGCGGCUACUCUUCUGCGUGGGAUUGGCCGCCGCCUCUGCCGCCUUGCAGCUGCUAUGCUACUUCGGAGCUUCUGCGGGUUAGGCCGGGCAGUGGGCGCUACGGUCUGCAGCUCGGGGACCCGCUGGCUCUCCAGCUGGAACUACUGCUCCAGCCUUCCUGAAAGAGGUAGUGAUUCUCACAGGCACCAUGGCCAAGUGGAGGCUGGUGACAGCCGAAGAGAGUCAGGGCUGGACCACCUGGAGAGGGGCUCUCAAGCAGGUGCAGGUACCACCAGGCAUCCCGAGACCUCCCUUCCCAGUGUGGGCCCCUCAGAACCUCUCUACCCUCUGCCACUUGAGCUCAGGCCUCCGACAAAUUGCUGUAUGAGCGGCUGCCCCAACUGUGUGUGGGUGGAAUAUGCAGAGGCACUACUGCAGCACUACAAGGACGGUGGGGAGCGAGCCCUGGCUACCCUGGAGGAGCACGUGGCGGAUGAGAACCUCAAGGCCUUCCUCAGGAUGGAGAUCCAGCUCCGCACACGUGGUGGUGGCUGAGCCAGCCUGGUUGAGACACCGUCACCCCAGACAGAGACCUAAACUGGUGGCUUCUGCUCAGGAAGCAGUGGCUACCUUUGCUCACAAUAAAUAGGUGCCAUUGUUUAUUGACUUUUCCUGAAAAUAAAUACAUUCUCCAUGGUGGUUAAAUAGGAAGUGUUGUAUUGUCCAUAAGGCCUGGGUGCCUUGUCUAAGCAAAUGGGCACCAGUUGGCACUGGGACUGGUAGAAAUCUGCCAAGCAGCUCCAGCUUUCAGUCUGUGAGGGUGAAAUAAGACCCCCUCUCCCUGAAUGGUUAAGUGAUGCCCCUCCCGAUCCCAGCAACCCGCAGGUCCCACUGAAGUUCAGCUCUGCCUACACUCUGCCUGUAGCUGGGAGGGGGGCACCUUAUCUCCUGGAGGAAAACCCUUGGCGAGCACCCUGGGAAGGACCCCAUCCAUCCAGCUGCCCUCAGUCCCCGUUGGGGUCCUGGAGAGACCCCCUUCCUACCAGCCCAUAGGGGCCUGGAUGCCACUCAGAGACCUGUUCUUCCAACUACCUGGCCAAGGCUCCCCAAGCAGUUGGCAAUGGAAGGACCAGGAGUCCAGGGGCACCAAUCCCAGUUCUAGGGUACAGUCCUGGCCACCCUGACCCAAGGUAGGACUUUAUCUUAGGAUCCCCAGUGGCCUCCCUGACUCAUGGAAAUUUUCCCACCCCAACCCCUUCCCUGAUCAGUUCCAAGCUAUGGUUGCAAAUAGCCUAUUCAGUCCUGGAUCAACCAUACACACACACACA
Fukomys damarensis (Damara mole-rat) is the source of this 1469-nucleotide messenger RNA. It is a transcript of the gene Oxld1, whose product is annotated as oxidoreductase like domain containing 1. The record is from RefSeq and is a predicted model, not a curated record. The transcript is spliced from 2 exons. Gene Ontology annotation, cellular component: mitochondrion. The coding region runs from base 217 to 696 and encodes 159 amino acids. NCBI's taxonomy places the organism in Eukaryota, Metazoa, Chordata, Mammalia, Rodentia, Bathyergidae.